This is a messenger RNA of Seriola dumerili (greater amberjack), 1834 nucleotides long. RefSeq names its product SH3 domain-binding protein 5-like (gene sh3bp5la). Gene Ontology annotation, cellular component: cytoplasm. The transcript is spliced from 6 exons. Gene Ontology annotation, biological process: intracellular signal transduction; negative regulation of protein tyrosine kinase activity. The record is from RefSeq and is a predicted model, not a curated record. Bases 447 to 1763 code for a protein of 438 amino acids. Lineage: Eukaryota; Metazoa; Chordata; Actinopteri; Carangiformes; Carangidae. Gene Ontology annotation, molecular function: protein kinase inhibitor activity.
ACUAGUGUCCUUCUGUUUACUUCACUUGAAAUGAUGAUGUGAGACCGAAACCGCUAGCUAGCUAGCCUAGCUAAAGUAAGGAAGACCUGAAAAGAGAUGGGGAUAAAAACGCAUGGUAUUGGGGGACAUAGUGAUGGGUCUCCUUUUACGUUUCAUCUCUGUUCUCACUUGUUUGCUGUAAAACAGCCGUUAAAUUCUCACAGCGGCGUUAGCCUGUUAGCAUGCUAGACUAGCUUCAGGGGGUUUGUGUUUCGGUGUGGUUUGAUAUGGCAGAUUGGAAACUCCUCAACACUCGCCACCGCUGGGAUUCUUUUCUAAUUUACCCCUUCUUAAUAAUACUCAGUCGUUGUUAAAAAAGACCGGGCUUGUAGGUUAGUAAACUAGCCAUCGCGUCCGCCUCUGAAGCCUUAGCUAACGCUGCUGCUAGCGAAACCGUCUGGCCUGGAAUGGAGCCAGGCGAUUUGCGGGAGAGCCCCGCCGGGUCCGGGGAGUCAGAUACUGGGGAUUGGAGGGAGGUGAUUCCCGGUGGGGAUGGGGAUGAGGAGGUCAAAGCUGCCGAGACCAAUGGAACAGCACUAGAGACAGGGCACAGGGACACCAGCGGGGAAGGCGAAAGUGAAAAACAAAAAAACAUGGGAGAGCAAUUGCACAGUCCCUACGAGGAGGAACUGGACCCCCGGAUCCAGGAAGAGUUGGAGCACCUCAAUGAAGCCAGUGCAGAAAUCAACAGACUAGAACUGCAGCUGGAUGAUGCCAGAUCAGGGUACCGGAAGAUCCUUACAGAGUCUGCCAGGAAGCUGAAUGCUCAGAGCUCUCAGCUUGGCAGCUGCAUAGAGAAAGCAAGACCGUACUAUGAAGCUCGUCGCCUUGCAAAAGAGGCACAGCAGGAGACCCAGAAGGCAGCUUUGAGCUACGAGAGAGCGGUUUCUAUGCACACAGCUGCCAGGGAGAUGGUCUAUGUGGCAGAGCAGGGCCUGAUGGCUGAUGGCAAGAACACCCUGGAUCCCACCUGGCAGGAGAUGCUCAACCAUGCAACCUCUAAGGUGAACGAAGCAGAGGAGGAGCGGCUCCGCAGUGAGAGGGAGCACAUGCGCGUCACACACGCCUGUCAGGAAGCUGAGGCUCGUGUUCAGAUGCUGCAAAAGUCUCUCAAAAGAGUCAUCCUGAAGUCCAAGCCUUAUUUUGAGCUCAAGGCCCAGUUCAACCACAUACUGGAGGAGCACAAGACCAAAGUGCUGCAGCUAGAGCAGCACGUAGCCAAAGUGAAGACCCGCUACUCCAUCGCCCUGCGAAACCUGGAGCAAAUCAGCGAGCAGAUUCAUGCUCAGAGGGGGAGGGACCAGGCCGAGGGAGGGCGCCCCACUGUGUGCGCUGGGCGUAGUCCCCCCGUUGGAGCCGAGUCCGAUGUCAAAGUUCAGGAAGAAGGUGGGGCCUGCGGCGGUGGUGCCACUGGGAAAGAUCGAGUGGAUGCAGCCAUUGACCUGGUAGAGAAAUACAAGGAGAAGGAGAAUGAAAAGGAGAGGGAGCGAGCUGGGUCGGAUUCCCUCUCGGUCUUCAGCCUGCAGACCAUCGCUUCUGACUUGGAGAAAUAUGACUCCAUCGAGCACCUCGGGGACCUCAGCGAUGUAGGGAGCGUAACGGGGGAUGAGGUGGAGAAAGAGAGAGGCGGAGUGAUAGACAGAAGAGACAAGCUGACGGAAACCACGGCCAAAGAGCGCCAGCAGCAGUUCUAUAAGCAGCACCACCGAAGCUUCAGCUUGUGAGGCUGCCACACAGAUAACUGCUCUAAACACUGCAAAAGUAAAAUGUGAGUUAAAAAAAAAAAAAAUACAAA